AUGUCUGAUCCUAUUGCCGGAGCUGCGCAGAAGCACCCUGCGCCCGAGGGCCUUGUAUACACAUACGGAACUGCUGGAUUCCGCACCAAGGCCGAUGUUCUCGACUCGGUCCUCACGCGUGUCGGUCUGAUUGCCGCCCUCCGAUCGCGAGCACUGAAGGGCAAAUGGAUUGGUGUCAUGAUCACGGCAUCCCACAACCCGCCUCAGGACAAUGGCGUGAAGCUCGUUGAGCCGAUGGGCAACAUGCUGCAAGAGGAGUGGGAGGUCAUUAGUACCGAAAUGGCGAAUAAGACUAGCCCUGAACACGUCUCGAAAUACUACCACGACAUCGCCGCCAGGUUCAAGAUCGACCUGAACACCCCCGCCCGCGUCGUCGUCGCUCGUGACACAAGGGCGUCUGGAGCAAGACUGCUUGGCUGUCUGCAGGACGGUCUCGCGGCCGCCGGCGCCGAAGUCAAGGAGUACGGCUUCUUGACUACACCGCAGCUGCACUACAUGGUGCGCUGCCUGAACACUGAAGGCACAAAAGACGCCUAUGGCACGCCCACCGAGAAGGGCUACUACGAGAAGUUCGGCGCUGCCUUCAAGACCGCGCUGCGCGGCAAGAAGCCCUCAGGCUCUUUGACAGUAGACGGCGCCAACGGUGUGGGUGGACCGAAGCUCGCCGAGCUGAUCAAGUAUCUGCCAUCGAAGGAGGAGGGUGGUCUUGAGAUCUUUGUCAUCAAUGACAAUGUCAUCAAGCCCGAGAGUUUGAACGUCGAUUGCGGUGCAGACUACGUCAAAACUAAUCAGCGUGCUCCUCCCUCCUCCAAGGCUGGACCUGGUGACCGCUGCGCCUCCCUCGACGGUGAUGCCGACCGCGUUGUGUACUACUUCAAGGACGAGCAAAACGUUUUCCGUCUUCUGGACGGUGACCGCAUUGCGACCCUGGUAGCUUCCUUCCUUGGAGACCUUGUGCGCCAGAGCGGACUCGCCGACUCGAUCAAGAUCGGUGUCGUACAGACCGCAUACGCCAACGGAGCCGCCACAAACUACGUUGAGCAGAACCUGAAGCUCAAGGUCGACUGCACACCUACGGGGGUCAAGUAUCUCCACCACGCAGCGGAGAAGCUCGACAUCGGAGUGUACUUCGAGGCUAAUGGCCACGGCACCGUCAUCUUCUCGCACGACACCCUUGACACAAUCGAGAAGUACGAGCCAAGGAACCCAGGCGAGAAAGAGGCCAUUGAGGUCCUGCAGGCUUGCAUCAACCUCAUCAACCAGUCUGUUGGUGACGCACUUUCCGACUUCCUGCUCGUCGAAGUUGUGCUUGCACACAAGCACUGGGGACCCCAGGAGUGGCUCUCCACUUACACCGACCUUCCCAACCGCCUUCUCAAGGUUCUCGUCAACGACCGCACCAUCUUCAAGACCACAGACGCUGAGCGUAAGCUCACAAGCCCGGAGGGCGUCCAAGCACAGAUUGACAAGGAAGUGCAGAAGGUCCGCCAGGGACGUUCGUUUGCGCGUGCCAGUGGUACCGAGGACGCUGUCCGUGUUUACGCGGAGGCUGCGACCAAGGCGGAAGCUGAAGACCUGGCCAGGAAGGUCUCCGAGAUUGUCAGAGCCGCUGGUGGCGCUUAG
Messenger RNA from Ascochyta rabiei, 1623 nucleotides. Its product is annotated as Phosphoacetylglucosamine mutase. The coding region runs from base 1 to 1623 and encodes 540 amino acids. Gene Ontology annotation, biological process: UDP-N-acetylglucosamine biosynthetic process; carbohydrate metabolic process. Gene Ontology annotation, molecular function: magnesium ion binding; phosphoacetylglucosamine mutase activity. Lineage: Eukaryota; Fungi; Ascomycota; Dothideomycetes; Pleosporales; Didymellaceae. The transcript is spliced from 6 exons. The record is from RefSeq and is a predicted model, not a curated record.